UGGGCCCCGUGUACCGCCUUCCUCUUGCUGCUGCCAGGCCUCGUAAUCUGCCUGGGCCCCGUAUCGACUCCUCAUGCUGCUGCAGGCCCCCGUAAUCUGUCAUGGGCCCUGGACGGCCUCCUCAUGCUGCUGCAGGUUUCAGAGUGUGUCAUGGGUCCCUGUACGCCUCAUUGCUGCUGUCUCCAUCGCCACACUCUAGCAUGUGCCACUUUCAGGUAUCCUCACACUGCUGAUGGGGUUCAAUUUUGUCAUAGGGUGCUGUUUGGCCUCCAUUGCUGCUGCCUCCACGCCACACUGUGACUUCCUCACUCUGGUUUGGCACCGUGACUGCCCCAAAAUGAGUGAGUGUGCGGUGAUUCUAAGAUCGACGGCACUCAUCUGCAUUGUAAUACUGACUGACAGUAUUAUUUCUUCCCCAGCAGGACUCAAGGGGCAUUUAAAUUAAGGUACAGUGUUCUGCCACUAUAUAUAA
Molecule: messenger RNA, 472 nt
Organism: Staurois parvus
Lineage: Eukaryota; Metazoa; Chordata; Amphibia; Anura; Ranidae
Source: the annotation of a GenBank genome assembly